CCGAUAUUGAAUAGAAGCAAUCGGUUUAAUUUGGAUUAACAGGGGAGAAAUUUUUACGUUUGAACGCUUGGAAUCGCUUCGUUUAUUGUAGUCGCCAUUGAUGACCCCGCAAUGCUUUCCUUGAUUGCUUUAUGUGCCCUCUUCUACCUUGCAGAAGGGAAGGCUUUACGUCAAAGGUUUGGUGAACCUGCAGAUGAUCCUGGAAUUGCUGCCUAUAACGUGAAUGAUGGAAUGAAUUUCCUCUCUUCGUAUUACCAAAAUCAACACUUCCAGGAUGCUUACUCCAAUUCUGCUUCAAGACCACAGCAUACAUUUGAGCAGUAUACUCCUCUUUUUAAUGGAAAACCUAUAGUUAUAUCACCGCCUGAAGUGAUGGCAAAUACGCAAGGAAUUAAGCCCGGACGGAAACCUAAUAAUUACGGUGGUAUAAUUGCAAUCGAGACCAAAGAUAAGACUAAACCCAGUAAAUAUGAAGAUAUAAGUCCAUCUGAAGAAUAUUAUGAAACCCCAAUGAUAAUUGGUGGAAAAACGGAUGAAAAACCUAGCAAAUCUGCAUAUAGCGAACAUUCUGAACUGAAAGAAAAUCCAACCGGGAAUGAAGUGAAAUUCCAUGACAAUGAAGACGAUGCUCAUGUGAUAAUUGGAUUUACCAAAACAAAGCCUAUCAAACCCGAAUUGGACGACUAUAAAAAGGUUUCAGUCCCUCAGUCUUCCCACGAAGUGACUGAUUACAGUAAGCCUGUUGUGGAAAAGAAACCUCUGAAAGUUCAUAAUGAUCAGAUUGUAGCUGAAUUAUCUAAAGAUAAGGCAAAACCCAGUACGCUUGAGUAUGGGAAUCCAUUUGAAGAUUAUGAAACCCCAGUCAUAAUCGGAAGCAAAAAUAAAGAAAAACCUAACAAAGAGUAUAAUUAUCAACAGCUCGAGUCGAUGGAAACUCUAACAAAAAAUAAAGAGGAUGACUAUGAUGAUGUGUCAGUCAUAGAUGCACUGACCAAAAUAAAGAGUAGCAAACCCGAGAAAGACAACUAUAAAGAGAUCACGAUCCCUGUUAAAACAGACUCUGACAAAAAGACUGGAAAGCCUAAAUAUGAUGCGAAACCCAAUGCGCUUGACUAUGAAAGCCCAUUUGAAGAUUAUGAAACCCCAGUCAUAAUCGGAAGCAAAAAUAAAGAAAAACCUAACAAAUCUGAGUAUAAUUAUCAACAGCUCGCGUCAAUGGAAACUCUAACAAAAAAUAAAGAAAAAGAGGUUGACUAUGAUGUGUCUGUGAUAGAUGCACUGACCAAGAUAAAGAGUAGCAAACCUCAGAAAAACAACUAUAAAGAGAUCACCGUGCCUGUUAAAACGGAAUCUAACAAAAAGACUAAAAAGCCUAAACAUGGCGUGGAACCCAAUGCGCUUGAUUAUCAAAGCCCAUUUGAAGAUUAUGAAACUCGAACUAUUGUAGGCAAAGGUAAAGAAAAACCUAACUUAUCUCAGUAUAAUUUUGAACAGCUUGCGGCGAUGGAAACUUUAACCAAAAAUAAAGCAAAAGAUGAAAACUAUGAGGAUGUGUCUGUGAUAGAUGCACUUACCAAAAUAAACAACGGUAAACCCGAUAAAGAUGACUACAAAAAGAUCCCCGUUCAUAUUGAAGGUGGUUUCAAUAAAAAAACCGAAAAGGGCAAAAUUAAAGUGAAACCAACUACUCGUGAUAACCAAUAUACUUUACUGCCGGCUGAAGUUCUGACCAAGGAUAAGUCGAAAGAUAAGACCAGCCCAAUAAGAGAUAAAUCCAGCAAUUACGAAGUUAAAGCAACUGAUAAAAAUAUGGGAUAUGAAAACCCAACAGUUAAUGCUGACGCCAAGACUAAUAAAAAUGCUGAAGAGAACUUUGAAAGUCCAGUAGUAGUUGAGGUUUUAAGUAAAAAGGAAGCAAAACCAAUCAAAUCAAACAGCUAUGACUAUGAAUCUCCUGUGGUAGUUGAAGUAUUGAAAAAGCAAAAAACGGACAAAACUGAAGUGAUGAAAGAUAAGGAUAAGUUGAAGGAGGAAGAUUAUGAAAAUUCUGCUGAGAUGGUAAAGGAUAAAACUUCUAACAAACCCGAUGACGCCAAAUACAAGAACUCGAAGCAGACAGAAACUCUAAAUUUUAAUGCAGAAAGAACCACCUUGGACAGGGAACGUAACGAAAGUCCAGUUGCAUUAACUCCCGUUAAAAAUAAAAAGCCUGAAAAAACCGACAAAAGUGAAUACUACGAAAGACCCGCAAUGGUAGAAGCUUUAACUAAAAAGGAAAAGCCUGACAAGCCCACGGACUACAACCAGAAUCCCAAUGUUGCAGAAUCGUUUACCAAGAAGAAGCCGGAUAACCUGGAUGAUAAAUAUGCUGAAAAAUCCACACCAGGCAAAAGUAAGGUUAAAAUUACGAAACCGGGAAGCACAGAGUACCGUUCAAAUCUGCAGUUUUCAAGGGAUCUGGUCAAAGAUGAGGAAAAUGACCAAACACUAGGCAGCGAACACACGCCUGAUGAAACGGAACUCGCGUUAAAUCAGCUGAGUGACAGUGACGAUACGAACUUGAAUGUCUGGACUGCAGAUGAAGACUCUAAGUUUACAGAAUGUCUGGAGCAAAAUGAUCCUGAACUUAAAAAUUUGUGCAGAGAAAACGAAAAGCUGUCAAUACAAGAGAAAACUACCGAAGGAUACAAAGAUGUCUCGAGUUCAGCGCAGUUCUUGUCGAGAAGUUUCGUUUCCUCCCUUGAUUCCGGUCUAUGGUCCCUCUUGCCCAAUUCCAAACCACCGAAUAGGCGAAAGUUUAAGCAGUGCUUGACUCGAAAAAACGAAACCGGAAAUUGCAUGCCUGUUCAGUUCUGCUCUUCUCUAAACACUGCUGGCAAUCUGGAAGAACUUUUUGGCAAUGUCUGCAUCAUCGACGACAUGUUUCUUGGUGUCUGCUGUCCUGCGUUUCCUGUAGAAAGGGUUGCUGUCCAGUGGGAUGACUCUGAAGAACUGCAAAGCGACGACGAAGAUCAAUUCAACACAUCCCAAGAGUGUGGGGAAAUAUCUCGAGACGCUAAAAGGAAAGGGGCAUGGCCAUGGAUGGCUCCUCUUAUAUCUGUUUCAACUGGUAAAAUGUUUUGCGGCGGUGCUCUUAUCAAUGAGAAGUACAUCCUUACUGCUGCCCACUGCACCACAAAAAUUCCUCGGAACCAGAUUCUGAUAAGACUAGGACAGCGUGACUCCAAUGAUCAUAGGUCCGCCGUUGAUUUCAAAGUUGUGGAAAUCAAGAGACAUGCUGGUUAUAAUCCAAGAACACUCGAAAACGAUAUCGCUCUCCUGAAAUUAUCUCGACGCGUACCACUUGGACAGUUCAAAGGUAUUGUGUGUCUUCCUCAAGAGGACAGUGAAAGUGAUUACAGUGAUCAGAGAGCAGUUCUUAUCGGCUGGAAUGGAUUCUUCAAUGAAAAGGCAAGGAAGACUGAGUUUUUGACGGUGAUGUCGCAGAAGGCUUGCGCAGAAAAGCUGGGUUUUAGCGUUGCUGAUUCUAUUUUAUGCACAGAAGCCCGAGAAGAAGAUGAAAGAACAUGCAACGUGGACUCUGGAGCUCCUCUUAUCAUAAACCCUGACGAUGAGGAUUACAAAGUGAUCGGCGUUCUUUCGUGGAACAGAAAUGAUUGCGAUCAGAAGUUUCCUUCAACAUUUACCAGAGUAUCUCACUACCGCGAGUGGAUUAAACAACAUAUAUAUUACCUUCCACCUGCUCCUGUUUAUGUACCUGUUAACGUGUAUAGUGGCAGAGAGUGUGCAAUUCCGUCUAAAAAAAUGUGGCUUCCUGAGAUUAUACUUCUUUCAUUAACGUUCUCUCAUCUACAUGCAAAAGCUUUAGAUACAGAAUUAGGAUUAUCUGACGAUACAAAUCAAGAUGUUGUCAAUAUUUUCUCACGAGUGUUAAGCAAGCUUAUAUUCCAACGCAAUCUGAAGGCAAAUAAAGGCAGUAAUCGUUUGUCGCUUGUCGAAAGUAAACCAGAAUACAUGUCUAGGCUAUUGUCAAGUGGGCAUUCAUCUUCUACUGCAAAUAAUCCAAAAGCCGAAGACAGUUCCAAAGACUUUUCUUCUGAUAUAACGAAACCAGGUGACGUAAAUGAAGAAAUCCAAAUACCUUUAGAACCGUCUUGCUUUCACAUGGACUCCUCACUUGAUGGAAUAUGUGCUAGCGAUAAAACACGUGAGGAUGAUCUGCAUGAAGGUAAAAUAUUAAAUGAAGAAAGCACUGAAAAGAACGCUGAAGUGGUGUUUACAGAAAAUGAGCAUCCUUCUAUUGAAAAACUUGAAACGGACAGUUCUGACUUAACUGACAACAAGGAAUCAAAGAACCGAGAUGAUGAAAAUAAACAGACUAGUUCUAAAAUAACACCAAACGAUUUAGAUGGAGAAUUAUUUAAAGCUACAGAGGUUUCACAUCUCAACAAAUUUAUGGAAAAGGAAACUCUAGCGAUAUCUUCUAAAUGUUUACUAAAGGCUUCUGAAGGAAAUACGAUUCCAGAAGAUGAAUUAGAUCAUAAGACUUGCCAAGUUGAAGAAUUUGAAAACGAAAUCACAGUAAGCAAUGAUUUAGAAGUUGCUUUAGAUAAAAAUGCAAAUUUGGGAAAUCAUUUAACAGCAGGUUCUGAACCAAGUAAAACUUCUGAAACUCGAAAGGAAAUUCUAGAUUCAAACGAAGACUCGGAAAGGUUACUUCCCCCGCAGAUUGAAAGUACAGGCGUUGACUUGCCACAUUCAUUGCAAAUGGAGGUGAUGGAUAUAUUUAAUAAAGACGAACGAUCGUAUGUUUUCAAUCCAUUAGCUCAACCGCAGGAAGUAUUCCAAGAUUGCAUUACGCCAAAAAAUGAAUCUGGCCAUUGCCGUUAUGUACAACAUUGCCUAGUUCCAAGCCUUUUAAGUUCAUUGGAUUCUUUCAUGGAUUAUGUCUGUAUAAUUGAUGAGAGGUACAUAGGCAUCUGCUGCCCUGAAUUACCUGUCUCGACAAUAAAAGUGAAGUGGGAAAAUUCGGAAAAUUUUAGCAUUUCCAAUGAUUCUGCGAGAACAGCCCCAGAAUGUGGUAUAGGAACGAAUACCAGAAUUGUUGGAGGCACGAAAGCGGAUCCGAAAGCUUGGCCAUGGAUGGUCGCUUUGCUGUCAAAGCCAAAAAGGAAAUUCUUUUGUGGUGGAGCUCUAAUCAAUGACCGUUAUGUUUUGACAGCUGCUCACUGCACUUUUGGUGUACCGAGGAAUGAAAUCAUUGCCAGAGUUGGAGAGUAUGACUUCAAAGAUGAUGAUGAUACUCACGAGGAGUUUAUGGUUGUCAAAAUCAAGCGACACGGCCGUUAUAGUCAAAUGACGCUAAGUCACGAUAUUGCCCUUUUGAAGUUAGACAGGCCAGUGAUCUUCAGAAAGCUUGUCAAGACCAUAUGCCUUCCAGAGGCGAAGAAAGACUACGUGGGAGAAAUAGCUACACUUGUUGGAUGGGGAAAUUUGGAAGGAGGUGGUGCCACAAGUGAUAUACUACAAAUAGCAACAUUUCCCGUCUUAAAUAAUACAGACUGCGAAAGAAUUCACGGUCUACCUAUAAGUCCAUCUCUAAUUUGCACCAAAUCAAACGAAAAGGAUAAAGGUGCCUGUAACGGUGAUUCUGGUGGUCCCUUAAUGCUGUUGGAUAAUGAAAAUCACUGGAAAACUAUUGGUGUUGUUUCUUGGGGAAGAAGAGGCUGUGAUGCGAAAUUUCCCACUGUCUAUACAAGAGUGUCUCACUAUCUGGACUGGAUUAAGCAGCAUUCAAAAUGAAAUUUUAUUCAAAAACUGCAUAAUAUAGUUCCUGCAUCAUAUUUCUUGUGAAAUAAUUUCAUGCCUAGCUAAUUUUUAACAUUUUUAAAAUGUAUAAAAGAGUGACGUUUUUAAUAAUUUUGAAUUUGUUAUUAAGUGAAAUUAAAAGUUAAUAU
Messenger RNA from Stegodyphus dumicola, 5957 nucleotides. RefSeq lists its product as uncharacterized. Lineage: Eukaryota; Metazoa; Arthropoda; Arachnida; Araneae; Eresidae. Gene Ontology annotation, biological process: proteolysis. Gene Ontology annotation, molecular function: serine-type endopeptidase activity. The record is from RefSeq and is a predicted model, not a curated record.